AUGACAGAAAAUAUUAAUGAAUUUAGAGUUAAUAAUUUUGGAGCAGGACCAGGAUGUAUUCCAACUGAAGUUUUAUUAGAAGCACAAAAAGAAUUAUUAAAUUUUCAAGGUUGUGGUAAAAGUAUAAUGGAAGUAUCACAUAGGGGUAAAGAAUUUGAAGGUGUAAUCAAUGAAACCAAAUCAAAUUUAAAGAAAUUAUUAUCAAUCUCUGAUGAUUAUGAUAUAUUAUUUUUACAAGGUGGUGCAUCAUCUUUAUUUGCAGGUAUUCCAAUGAAUUUAUGUGAAAAUGGUGUUGAGGAUAUUGUUGAUUUCAUAGUAACAGGAUCAUGGUCAAAACAAGCCUCAAACGAUGGGAAAUACUUUUGCAAAGUUAAUAAAGUCGUUGAUAUGGAGAAAGAGAAAUUCCUAACUGUUACAGAGCCACAAUCAUGGAAAUUCUCACCAGAUGCAAAGUAUGUCCACUAUUGUGAUAAUGAAACCAUUCAUGGUAUUGAAAUGCCAAUUUCAACACCUGAUCAUUUACCAUCAAAUCUUAUCAAAGUUUGUGAUAUGUCUUCAAACUUUUUAUCAAAACCAAUCGAUGUCAAUAAAUUUGAUUUAAUUUUCGCAGGUGCUCAAAAAAAUGCUGGUAUCUCUGGUAUUACAAUAGUUAUAAUUAAAAAAUCUUUAUUAUUAAAAACAAAACCAAAUGUACCUUCAGUUUUUAAUUUUUUAAAAAAAAGUCAAAAUAAUUCAUUAGAUAAUACACCACCAACAUUUAAUAUUUAUAUUACAGGAUUAAUAUUGAAAUGGAUUAUUAAUAAAGGUGGUUUAAGUGAAAUUGAAAAAUUAAAUAUUGCAAAAGCACAUGCACUUUAUGAAUAUAUUGAUAAUUCAAAUAGUUUCUAUAAAUGUUCAAUCGAUAAGAACUAUAGAUCAAGAAUGAAUGUUGUAUUUAGAAUUCAAGAUGGUAAUACUGAAUUGGAAGAGAAAUUCAUUAAAGAAGCUUCAAAAGAAAAUAUCACCGAUAUUAAAGGUCAUAGAUCUGUUGGUGGUUUAAGAGUUUCUUUAUAUAAUGCAAUCACUAUUGAUCAAACUUUAAUUUUAAUUAAUUUUAUGACAAAUUUUCAUAAUAAUAAUAAAUAA
This is a messenger RNA of Dictyostelium discoideum AX4, 1125 nucleotides long. It is a transcript of the gene serC, whose product is annotated as phosphoserine transaminase. Gene Ontology annotation, biological process: L-serine biosynthetic process. Gene Ontology annotation, molecular function: O-phospho-L-serine:2-oxoglutarate transaminase activity. Bases 1 to 1125 code for a protein of 374 amino acids. NCBI's taxonomy places the organism in Eukaryota, Evosea, Eumycetozoa, Dictyosteliales, Dictyosteliaceae. The record is from RefSeq and is a predicted model, not a curated record. The transcript is spliced from 2 exons.